This is a messenger RNA of Ipomoea triloba (trilobed morning glory), 507 nucleotides long. NCBI's taxonomy places the organism in Eukaryota, Viridiplantae, Streptophyta, Magnoliopsida, Solanales, Convolvulaceae. The record is from the annotation of a RefSeq genome assembly.
AUGCCGAGAUCGCGGAUAAAUGGAAAUUUUAUUGAUAAGACCUUUUCAAUUGUAGCCAAUAUCUUAUUACGAAUAAUUCCGACAACUUCAGGAGAAAAAGAGGCAUUUACCUAUUACAGAGAUGGUAUGUCGGCUCAAUCCGAAGGAAAUUAUGCGGAAGCUUUACAGAAUUAUUAUGAAGCUAUGCGAUUAGAAAUUGAUCCCUAUGAUCGAAGUUAUAUACUCUAUAAUAUAGGUCUUAUCCACACAAGUAAUGGAGAACAUACGAAAGCUUUGGAAUAUUAUUUUCGAGCACUAGAACGAAAUCCAUUCUUACCACAAGCUUGUAAUAAUAUGGCCGUGAUCUGUCAUUACCGGGGAGAACAGGCCAUUCAACAAGGAGAUUCUGAACUUGCGGAGACUUGGUUCGAUCAAGCCGCUGAGUAUUGGAAACAGGCUAUAGCGCUUACUCCCGGUAAUUAUAUUGAAGCGCAUAAUUGGUUGAAGAUCACGGGGCGUUUCGAAUAA